This is a messenger RNA of Crotalus tigris (Tiger rattlesnake), 3846 nucleotides long. RefSeq lists its product as uncharacterized. Gene Ontology annotation, molecular function: DNA binding. Lineage: Eukaryota; Metazoa; Chordata; Lepidosauria; Squamata; Viperidae. The record is from RefSeq and is a predicted model, not a curated record. Bases 1074 to 3686 code for a protein of 870 amino acids. The transcript is spliced from 2 exons. Gene Ontology annotation, biological process: DNA integration; DNA recombination.
GGAAGGAGAGUGUGAGUCGGGGGCGCACGUGCAGAGCAGAAAGCCCCCCCCCACCUCUUAGCGUUGUCAGCGGGUCUCUGCAAAUGUUUGCGAGCUGCUAGACUUCCUUCUGAGUCUUAAAGUGGAUUAACAGGGAGAACCUCAAUAGGGCUCACCAGGCCUCUGCCUGGGCCAUCAGGGAGUCUUCGUCCUCGUCCUUUUUCGCGAGAACUUCUAUCAUCUGGCUCCGGGAACUACAGGCAUUAAUUCCUCCAGACCAGGUACGCACACAACAUACUCUAGGUAAACUAGUAACAACGGCGGAAUACAUGUCAGAUGUUUCCCUCAACUCCACCAAAUUUUUGGCCAGAUCUAUUGCAGCCACAGUUGCGUCCCACAGAUUCAUGUGGCUGAAACAGUGGAGGGCUGACCUAAAGUCAAGAUGGCGUCUUGCUACAGACACCUACAGUGGCAAGAAUUUAUUUGGCCAAAUCCUAGAGCCGUACCUGGUUGAAGGGAAGGAUAAGAGAAAAACCUUAGCUCAUCCGUCCAAGAAGACGGAUAGGAGAUCUCAACAAGAAUUUCGCAGGCAGUCCUUCAGGGCCAGAAGUUCUUGGGAAUGGAGGCAGCCCUUUCGAUCAGAGCAGUCCUGGGAUUGGCCCAGAGGUUCCCGAUCCUUCUCCCCCAGACAGAAUCGCCAACAGGACCGCCAGAAUUCAGGAGCCAGGGGUCAGUUCCAGACCAAGCGACCCUUCAGAGGGGCGGGAGGCCGUCCAUUGCGAAGGUCUAAGUGACGCCAGAUUGGACCCUCCCAUAGGCGGACGCUUAACCCUGUUCAGCGACACUUGGGAGGUCACCACAAACGAUACCUGGGUGAGAGAGACCAUAAGAUUCGGUCUAGCCCUAGAACUAAAGUCCAUACCACCAGACCGUUUCCUUCAGUGCCCCGCCUCAAGACACGCACACAAGGCCGAACUAGUAGACACAGCAAUAUCACACUUAUUAGAAAUAAGAGCCAUAAAAUCAGUUCCUCCAGAACAAAAAGGAAAAGGGUUCUAUUCCAUUCUCUUCGUGGUUCCCAAGCCCUCGGGGGGAUGGAGAGCGAUAUUAGAUCUAAAGGGACUCAACCGCUUCCUAAUCUACAGGAAGUUCAAAAUGCAGUCCCUCAAGUCCAUUCUAGCAAGUGUCAGGAAGGGAGAUUACCUCUCCUCCAUAGACCUGACAGAAGCCUACUUUCAUGUUCCUAUCAGACCACAUCAUCGCAGAUUCCUCCGCUUCUGCCAUGCAAACAGACAUUAUCAGUACAGGGCACUUCCCUUCGGUCUAUCCUCGGCACCACGGGUAUUCACAAAGAUACUGGCAGUAUUAGCGGCACAUCUCAGAUUAAUACCGGUAAGAAUACAAUGUUACCUGGACGAUAUAAUCAUCCAGUCCAGUUCAUUCCACACUGCUCAACUAGAUCUACAGACCACAAUAGAGACACUUCAGAGACACGGCUUCUCAGUAAAUUUCAAGAAGAGCCACACCACCCCUACCACUCGGAUCUUGCAUCUAGGGGCGGUGAUAGAUUCAGACCUAUGCAAGGUCUACCUCUCCCAGGAACGCAGGGACGGUAUCAGAUCCUUAGUUUGCAAGAUCCAGAGAGAGAAGGUAGUUCCCCUUGUCCAGUUGUCACAGCUGUUGGGGAAGAUGAUUUCUUGCCUAGGAAUAGUGCUGUGGGCCAGUCUGCAUUCCAGACAUCUACAAUGGUUCCUGCUUCCCUUCCAGAAGCGGAACAUGAGUGCCUCCACACGGAAGGUGAGAGUUCCGUACCACACUCUACAGUCACUCAGAUAGUGAGGGUCACCCGCCAUACACAAGGGGACAUUCUUCAAGGAGCCUCACAGACUUAUCCUGACCACGGACGCCAGUCUGUUCGGUUGGGGAGCGCACAUAUGGCUCAGGGUCAAUGGUCCAAGCACGACCUCACGCACAAUAUAAAUUGGCUAGAACUAAGGGCAAUACACCUGGCUCUUUGCCAGUUCUCCAACAUAGUGAAGGGGAAUCAUGUCCUGGUAAUGAUGGACAAUGUCGCAGCCAAGGCUCAUAUCAACAGACAGGGAGGGACCAAAUCUUGGUCCCUCAUGCAGGAGGCCCUAGCAUUGGGUCUGUGGGCAGAAUCCCAUCUGAAAUCCAUCAGAGCAGAACACAUUUCCGGGGAGGAGAAUUGUCAGGCAGAUUCUCUAAGCAGGGCGACGAUAGACCACUCGGAGUGGCAAUUGGAACCGAACCUCUUCAGGGAAAUAUCGGAGAGGUUCGGGCAGCCUCGGGUAGACCUGUUUGCUUCCCCAACAAAUGCUCAGCUUCCCAGGUAUUUCACGCGGUUUCCAUCAUGGGGGGCGGAGGGAACGGAUGCGCUACGCAGCAGAUGGCCCAAGGGACUUCUGUAUGCCUUCCCUCCACUUCCCCUGAUUCCAGCUGUCAUCAGGAGACUCCUAUUAGAGGGGGCAGAAUUAAUCUUGCUGGUCGCCAAGGCGUCCUUGGUUUGCAGAUCUCGUGGAUCUAUCGAUCUCCCCACCUUGGAAGAUUUCAGCAGAUCGCAUCUCCCUCAGUCAGGGUCAGCUCCAACAUCUGGACCCGCAGUGGCUUCAACUAGCCGCUUGGCACUUGAAAGGGAGAGCUUAACUAGACAGUCCUAUUCGACUGGAGUGAUUGCUAUAAUUCAAGCCUCCAGACGUCCCUCCACUAACAGGAUCUACGAUGCCACGUGGAAAAGUUUCUGUGCAUGGUGUAACACCAGGAGGGUCAACCCACUGGCUAGCACCAUUCCGAUAUUAUUGGACUACCUUUUAGACGGACUAAACAGGGGACUGUCUCACAAUACCAUCCAUAGGCAGAUCGCAGCAUUAUCCACGGUCCUCAUUUGCGAGGAUCAGGUACAGCUAUCUCAUCAUCCAGUUGUUACAGUCUUCCUUAAGGGAGCCGUUAAGACAGGUCCCCCUGUAGUACACAGAUAUCCCACAUGGGACCUGCCAAGGGUUCUUCAGAUUCUUAUCAGUUCACCAUUUGAACCCAUCAGAUCUUGUUCACUACACUUCCUUUCAUUGAAAGUAGCCUUUUUGAUAGCCAUCACCUCGGCAAGACGCAUCUCGGUACUUGCUGCACUCUCGAUCAGGGAGGAUCUUUGUGUUUUUCUGGAUGACAGAGUGAUCCUAAAAUUGGACCCUUCUUUCAUUCCGAAAGUCAAUACUAGCUUCCACAGGUAUCAAGAUCUGAUUCUUCCGGACUUUUGUCUGCGACCUUCUCACCGUCUUGAAAGAUUGUGGCAUACAUUAGACGUACGCAGGGCUUUGCAUCACUAUGUGAAGCGAACCGCUGCAUUUCGUAGAUUGGAGGCCUUGUUUGUGUCUUUCCAAUCUUCUUCCAUGGGUCUGAAAGUAUCAUCCUCAACCAUUGGUAGAUGGAUUAGGGCCUGCAUCUCUCACGCUUACAGGACUCAGUCUCUUCCUGUUCCUCCUUGCAUCACUGCUCAUUUUACACGUAGUGCUGCUACAUCUGCGGCCUGGUCCACUCAGGCCUCGAUUGAGGAAAUUUGCAGGGCAGCCACCUGGGCUUCCCCCUCUUCAUUUAUAAGGCAUUACAAGCUUGAUAAAUUCGCUGCCUCAGACGCAUCCUUCGGCAGAAGGGUUCUGCAGCAGGUAGUCUCUACGCAUGAGCCACAAGCCUAGACUUCCCUCCUGACAGGGACACGGGUGGCUUUGAUAUGUCCCAAUCGGUGGAUGCUACAUCUAUCAUGCUGGAGAAGGGGCGUUGUCUUACCUGAACGCCUUUUCUCAGCAUGAAGAUGUAGCAUCCACACCCACCCUUAACACUUAGUCUAGGCAGAUU